Molecule: messenger RNA, 3971 nt
Organism: Cannabis sativa
Lineage: Eukaryota; Viridiplantae; Streptophyta; Magnoliopsida; Rosales; Cannabaceae
Product: protein SUPPRESSOR OF PHYA-105 1
Exons: 8
Coding region: 512-3370 (952 amino acids)
Biological process (GO): photomorphogenesis; protein phosphorylation
Molecular function (GO): protein binding; protein kinase activity; ATP binding
Source: RefSeq, a predicted model, not a curated record
AUGAGUAAAAAAAUAGUGAUGUCGUGGCUGCAGUUUGGACCAGACACCCAAAGGUCCAAGGGUGUCAGUCUUUAUAUAAAGAAAAUUUGAUUUGUUCCAUUACACUGUACGUAUUACUAUUCUUCAGAUUACAACAUAGCAUAUAUAUAUAUAUAAACAUCAUCCACAUUCUUUCUUUAUCGAGUUACUUUACCUGUGAGUAAGAAAAUUCAUCAAGAUAUUUUGUGGCAUAACAAGAAAAAGUUUGUGACUCUCGUUGAGUCUCAGUCUUUCAAGCUAUUGGGGUUCUCUUUUUAAAGCUUCAAAGGGGUCCUUCUUUCAGUCACUUUCUGUGUCGUUUUCUUUCUCUGAUGAUGAUAAUGAUAAUAUUUGCUCUGAAUGUUGGCGGAGGAUGGUGUGGAAUGAGAUAAAAUGGCUGUAAAUGCUGUGGAAGGGAGCAAAGAUUUUCAGCAAAAGGGUAUUGUGUUCUGUGUUUGAAACCAAUCAAGAAGUCAGUUUUUUUUUUUGAAUAAUGGAAGAUAAGGAUUUGAAUAGAUGUGUUACUUCUUUGGCUGGAUCUGAUCCUUUAUGUAAUACCCCUUUUGCCAUAGAUGAUGCCAGGCUUAAAUUAACAAUGGUGAACAAUAGAGACCCAGAAUUGGAUUUGGCUUCAGUUGGUAGCCCAAGUAGUUCUAGACAAGGCCUAAUAUGGAGGAAUCAAUAUGAGUUGGUAAAUAAUGACUUUAGAAGCAAUGAUUUAUUAGAUGAUUCUUUGUUCCAAGAAGAGAAUUAUCAGGUUUUGUCUAGAGUAAGGGAGGAGUUUGCUAUGCAGAAUAAGAGAGGUGAGCAUUUUUCGAACAAGCAUGUCGGGCAAGACAAAGAUGAAAUAUCUGCACAUACUAGAUUUAAUGAUGAUAAUAAGGUCAUCUCAAGUAAUGGCUUACUUGUUGGGAAUAAAAAACUGAAGAACAUUUCAAGGAGUAGCUUCUCUCAGUUACUUGUGAAGAAAAAAGUGAAGGGAAAGGGAAUAGUUACAAGAUAUCCAGAAGCAUACUCUGCAAGUUUAGACCAAAACAAUGAAAAACAUGAUUAUGAUGCUGAGGUAGCUUCUACUGCUGGUUUAAAAACAAGUACUAACAUUGAUCACAACCCCAUUCUCAGGUCUCUUCCAGAAUCUUAUAGUAGUGGAAUCAGCUUGAGGGAAUGGCUCAAAUGCGAGUCUCGUAAGGUAGACAAAGCUGAAAGACUGCUCAUAUUUAAGCAAAUUGUGCAGUUGGUGGAAUUUGCACACUCUCAAGGUUCUGCCUUGCUAGACUUGAGACCAACCUGCUUCACUAUUUUGUCAUCAAAUAAGAUUCAAUACAUUGGUUCAUUGACCUUGACAGACACAAUGAACAGUGUUCUUCCACAUUUAAAUAAGAAAAGACAAGUGGAGCCAAACUCAAGUUCCAGCCAUAGUUUAAUUGCUGCUAAGCAGCAAAAACUUAGUGAGGCUAUGAGGUCUCUUAGAAACCAGCCUAAAAUUGGUAAGGAGACUGAAUGUUACAUGGCUGUUUCACAAACUCAUGGAAGUAGAGAAUCCCAAGUGUAUAAAGACUCCAGCUACCGAAAUACUACUACUGCAAGGCAACACCAAUCCAUGGCUUUACUAGGUCAGUUGGAAAAGCAAUGGUAUACUUGUCCAGAGGGGUUUGAUGAAAGAGGUUGUACAUCUUCGUCAAAUAUAUAUGGACUUGGUGUUCUUCUUUUUGAGUUGCUUUGCAUUUCUGAAUCAUGGGAGGCUCAUUCCACCAUGAUGUUUGAUUUGGGCCGUCGGAUUUUUCCACCGAAGUUCCUUUCAGAACAGCCACUAGAAGCUGGACUUUGUCUAUGGCUUCUUCACCCCAAGCCUUUGUCACGUCCAACAUUUAGAGAAAUUCUGCAAUCAGAAUUGAUAUGUGGCUCUGAAGAUUUGAAUUCUGGAGGUGUUAUCUCAAAUUCUGCUGAAUGUAGUGAUUCCCAAACAGAGGAAUUACGUAAAUUUUUAUCUUCAAUGGAAGAAGAAAAGAAAAGGCGUGCUUCUAAGUUAAGUGAACAGAUAAGAUGCUUAGAAGAAGAUAUUUCUAUGGUUGAGAGAGGGUACUCAGAGAAGGAGUUUUCUCUUGUGAAAGAAGAUGGAUUUUGUCUUGAAGAGUCUAGAUCAUUUUCAAUGCCAAAGAAGAAUGAAAAUACAUUGAUGAAAAAUAUUACUCAGUUGGAGAAUGCUUACUUUUACCUGAGAUCCCAAAUCCAACAUAAAGAACUGCCAAAGACCAAAGAGAAGAAAUGUGAUGUGAAAGUUAAGAAUGAAGACUCAAGCAUGAAUCAGGCUUCAGAUGAUCGUAUUGGAGCCUUUUUCGACGGAUUAUGCAAGUUUGCUCGCUACAGCAAGUUUGAAGUAUGUGGGACACUUAAAAAUGGAGAAUUUUUCAACUCUACCAGUGCCAUUUGUUCUUUGAGUUUUGAUCGCGAUGAGGACUACAUUGCUGCAGCUAAAGUAUCAAAGAAAAUCAAGAUCUUCGAGUUUGCUGCCUUAUCAAAUGAUGCAACUGAUAUUCAUUAUCCUGUGGUUGAGUUAACAAACAAGUCUAAGCUAAGCUGUGUUUGCUGGAAUUACUACAUCAAGAAUUAUCUGGCAUCAACAGAUUAUGAUGGAGUGGUAAAGAUGUGGGAUGCAGCUACUGGGAAAGAAUGUUUUCAAUACAGUGAGCAUCAGAAGAGGGCUUGGUCUGUUGACUUUUCUCGAGCUAAUCCAACAAUGUUUGCUAGUGGAAGUGAUGACUGUUCUGUAAAACUGUGGAAUGUUAACGAUAAAAGUUCAGUGGGAACUAUCUAUUGCCCUGCCAAUGUCUGCUGUGUCCAGUUCUCUGAUCACUCUAGUAAUCAAUUGGUCACUGGGUCUGCUGAUUACAAAAUCUAUGGCUAUGAUCUUCGCCACGUUAAAAUCCCUUUGUAUACUUUAGCCGGUCAUGGAAAAGCAGUAAGCUAUGUAAAAUACUUGGAUGCUGAAACUCUUGUUUCUGCAUCCACAGACAACACAUUAAAGCUUUGGAAUCUCAACAAACCAAUCUCAUCCGACGAUGCUAGCAGCUUAUCCUUUACCGGUCAUAUUAAUGAGAAGAACUUUGUUGGAUUAUCUGUUUGGGAUGGAUAUAUAGCUUGUGGUUCAGAAACAAAUGAGGUGUAUAGUUAUCACAAAUCUCUACCAAUGCCUAUAACUUCUCACACGUUUGGAUCAGUUGAUCCCGUUUCUGGACAUGAGAUUGGCGAUGAUAGUGGACAGUUUGUUUCAAGUGUCUGUUGGAGAAGAAAAUCUAAUAUGGUAGUUGCUGCAAACUCUAUUGGAGUCUUAAAAGUGCUGAAGAUGGUGUAAUGAGAAAAGCUUCCAAAGGGAUCAUUAUUUCAUGGUGGUUAAGAAUCUUUACCUCUACAGUCAGUUUGUUUUGCUCAUUUCUUUCCCAAGAAUUUAUUUUUUCCUUCUUGGGGUGGUAGUGGGGUGGAUCAUUAUUUCAUGUAGUGGAAGAAAAAGAAAAUUACCUUGGCUAAAGGUUUAAGAUGAGAGAAAGAGAAUUUGUAUAUAAAAGCCCUUCAAGUUGAGAUUUCACGAAUCAUUUGUAAAUUGUAAUCGGUUUAUACCCCUUAAUUUUGCAUUGUAAUCAGGAAUGAACGAUGUCAUUUCGACAUAAAAGCUACUUCAUUAUAAAUUAGUGCUAACUUGCUUAAUUUAGAGAUUAUCAGGCAACUUAGGAUAUGGCCCUCAAACAUCUGCAUACCAGAAUAGAAAUGUUGCUGCUCAAGAAAGAAAGGAAGAAAAAACAAAGGCCACAAAUUACAUACCAAGAAGGAAACUUCUGCUGUGUUCAGAUGUUAUCAUAAGAAGUGAUUUUUUUUUUUUACAUCUUUGGUUCUCUAAAGUAUGAUGUCAAUGCAUAUAUUCAAUUAGAAAUAUACAUUUUUUUGCUUUUCGUCUUUCA